This is a messenger RNA of Poecilia latipinna (sailfin molly), 4675 nucleotides long. RefSeq names its product interleukin-12 subunit alpha-like. The record is from RefSeq and is a predicted model, not a curated record. Bases 3769 to 4362 code for a protein of 197 amino acids. Gene Ontology annotation, biological process: immune response. Lineage: Eukaryota; Metazoa; Chordata; Actinopteri; Cyprinodontiformes; Poeciliidae. Gene Ontology annotation, cellular component: extracellular region. Gene Ontology annotation, molecular function: interleukin-12 receptor binding; growth factor activity. The transcript is spliced from 6 exons.
UCCUCCCCCGCCACACUUCCCUGCCGUCUACCCUUCUACCAACUCACUGACUUCACUGGUAGCAACAGCACAGAAGAAGAAAAAAAAGAAGAAAAGAAAAAAAAACACUGUCUUUUAACUGCUUCUCCCGGCGCCGAAGGAUGGAGCAGCGCGUCCUACUUCCUGGGAGAAGAGGAAAACUGUGUGUCAUCAUAGAUUCUGUCCCCCAGCUUCCUGUGCAGUAGUCGGCCUUGCUUUGCUACUGUUUCUUUUCGACUUUCUACAUUUGCCACUAAAUUAUACCUGUUCAGAUGCAAAAAAAAAAAAAUAAUAAAAAUAAAGUGUGGAAAAAAUCAAAUAAUAGUUCAAACUUUAGUAGAAAGUCAGUCAUAAAAAGAAAAAAAAAGGAAAAACACUGUAUGACAAGAAAACUGAAAACGAAUUUUCUUCAGAACAUUUUUAAGUUGGACUCAAAAAGUUGAAGCGUUUUUAUUCUGCACAAAUGGUAGUUUUCAACUGAGAAACGUUUGUCCGAAGGUGCUAAAAAGAGUGUAAAGGAAACAUGCCUGCUUUGUAGUGGAGUUGUAGACUGGUAAUACGUUCACUCUGAAUUGCUCUAUCAGCAUUUUGUGAAUGUUGAAUUUUUCUGACAUGAGUCAUUUCAAAUGAAUAAGUGUGUUAAAUAUCAUUUUCAUCCUGCUGUAUUCAGAUGCUUUAUUUGAGGGAAAGAAAUGUUUAUGUACAGAAAUGUAAAAUAAAGAAUAAACUUGGUUUUGUAUGUGUUGGUCUGUGCAGUUCGUCGCCCCGUCAGCCGAGCAGAACGUUCAGCUUCCUCUUUCUAAGAAGUGUGAUGUUACUUACUGUGACUCAGCUGCUGCCUUUUUUUUUCAUCUUACUUCACUGUGUCAUUUAUUGAGGCAAGCUGUUUUUUUUCUUCUUCUUCUUCUUCUCAAGGUGACUGCAAAUUAAUUUGGACAACCCCUUUUAAAAUCAUUAUCAGGAAUUUUUCUCUCAACCAAAUGACCACUGAUGAGCUUAAUAAGUAGAACAUAAAGUUCACUUGUGGUGAGACACCAGACCAUACUGAGAUAAAUCUAGAUGACUUGAAUGUUUUGUGAUGAAUAAAAAAUUUUUGUCAUUUUUUUCUUUCCUUUUUUUUCAGGUAAAACCGCUUCUUCCUGGUGGGUCGUACACCUGAACACAUCCUGUAACUCAUACAGCAACCGUGGGUUUCAGCGUUUGACAGUGCUGUGGUCAAUGUGUACAAAGAGCAGGAAACUCCUGCAGCCACACGCAGAAAACUAGUUUCAAAGAAAUGCAUUUCCCUUCAAACACUGCAUGAGGUGUGUGUGCGUUUGUGUGGAUCGCUCACAAAUCAGCCUAAGUCCGAGUUAGUGAACGCUUUGCCCCCUCGCCGAGAUAAGCCAUCGCACCUCACAGGUGUGGCGUAUCAGGAUACUGACUGGACAGCAGGAUUAGCGCCACAAUGAGGCCACUCUGAAAUCUGCAGCUUGAUCACACAGAGCACGCCACAGAUGUUGCAGGUUUUGAGGGAGACCCCAGUUGCCACGUACAGACCACGUGUAGUCACACCUCCACCUGAUCGCCUGAAAGGUCGUCUGAGGACGGCCACCCGGACGUCGGCUUCGACAAUCGGUUUGCAAAACCAGACAAUCCCUUUACAAAAUGUCAGAAACAGUCUUGGGGAAGCUCAUUUGAGUUUUCCCCAUCCUCAUUGGAGUCUUGACUGCGAUUUGAUUGGGGAAAUGUUCACGUUUGAUUGUGUCUGGCACAUUGGAGAGGUGUCCUCUACGCGGAGGGAUCCUACUUCUCACUGUUCUGUGAGGCGGUGUGUGUGGCGUUGUGUGGGUGAUGUUGAUGUUCUAAAUGGAGUGACCCGUGGCGGUGGAUGGACAGUGACAUGUUAUCAACAACGAACACAGGUGUAUUUUUCUGACGGCAUUUUGAAUGCACCAAGAUACUGUAAUGAAAUCCUGAGACCCCAUUGGUUUGACCUUCACCUCAUGAUGUUGUACAACCCCUCAUUGCCAGGAUCUGGACACAUUCAGGGAAGCUGAUCCCAGUUCAUAUUUGGGAUGCUCUGGAUCGGCGUGUGAGACUUCCUGCCAACAUCCGGCAACAUCCCGAAGUCAAUGGAGACGAGUGGACCAAUAUCCCACAGGCCACAAUCAACAACUUGAUAAUAUGCGAAGAUGUUGUACCGCAUGAGGCAAAUGGUGCAAACACCAAAUACUGACAGGGUUUCUUACCCUCCCAAACUCCCCACCACCCAAAAUAAAAGCAAAACUGCAGAAUUCAGAGUUUCCUUUUAUCGUGACUAACCUAAUGCACGUCUGUCCAGUAAUCACGCGGUCCACUCUUAUCAGCAUCUUGAUAUACCACACCUAGGUGGGAUGGAUUUUCUCUGCGAAGGAAAAGUGUUCACUAACACAGAUUUGUGAACAACACUUGAGAGGCGUCUUGCAGCCUGGGAAAGCCUUGGAGUUCCCCAGAACGAGGUCAGGAGAACGAGGCUGGGUUUCCCUCCUGGACGAGCUGCUCCACGUUUAGAUGGUUUAUGCAACAUUUUCAUUUUGCAGCAAGUUGUGUUGUGGGUUGGUUUGGGAUUCUCUGUUCGAUCACCAGAAUUUUUUUUCUCUCUUACUAGAAAGUUACUGUGCAUUUUGAGAAACUUCUGAAGACACGAAAAAUAACAUGAGACUAGAUAGAUAGAUAGAUAGAUAGAUAGAUAGAUAGAUAGAUAGAUAGAUAGAUAGAUAGAUAGAGUUUUGUUUAUGCUUAUUUUUCAAAGAUUGUUUUAAAAUUUUGAUUGUCUCUGCUCAAUGGACUGAGUGGAGACAAUCGUCUUUAUUUAUAUGAAUACAUUUAUUUAUUUAUCAAAUAAAUCGAGUUGUGUUCUUUGAUCCAAACUAUAUAUUUGUACGGUGACCUCUGAGCUGCCUACUUUUUUUUUUUUUAAUCUACAUGCAUUUGGUUUGCUCAUCGACUUUUGUUUCUGAAAGUCUUGUGGGGAAAGCAGUCCUGUCGCCGCCCUCCUAGAAUGAGCCGAAAAUGAUGACAAUCCCUCCGUCGUUUCAGGGGCCCACGCCGACAGGCCCGCUGACCUCCAGCUGGCUCUUGAGUCGUGAAAUGAUGCUGUUUGAUGUCACAUGUGAUUCACUUCACCCUCGCUACCCCACACAGCGGUCUUCCUGGCAUGAUUAAUUAUUAAUCGCUGGUUGUCGCUCCAUUAAUAGCGCUGAUGUGACCGAACAGGCAGAAUUUCCAAAUAUCACUCUGCACCGCAGAUCGCGUAAUAAUUACAGCACCGACUUACUGUAGCUCUUAAUUGGAAGUCCCGUCUCUGCCUGGUGAUUGGUUGCUGCUCCUUCGCUUUGAAUUCAGGCCGUUAAGUGUCUUUCUUUCACCCACUUGUAAUAAUCCUUCAAGGAGAAAUCAUGUGGAAAUUACAUUACGUCUUGCUUGUGCGGGAAUUCCCCGCUUGUUUGUAUAAAACCUAGAGAUGAAAGCGUGCAGCUCAGUGUUGCUGUUUUACCAAGUUCCAUCACAGAUGUCUCUCUCUCUUUCUGUCUGCUCCGAAAAAAUGAGACACGUUCAUUUAAGUAAGUCAGUGACAUCCAAGCGAUCAAAUGCGCAUUUUAAAAUUUUUAUUCAUUUAUUUAUUUUUUUACUGUUCCGUUUCGGUUGUUUGGUUGCCCAAAACGUGAUGCUACCGCGGGUGUUGAUGUCUGGGAUUCUCCUGCAGGCUUUUCCAGCUGCGCCGCGCUGAUGCUGAUGCUGAUGCUGCUCAACUGGCGCACAUCCACGGGGCUGCCGCUGCCGCUGCCGCCGCCGAGCGCAAACAGCGCACAGUGCGCAAGUCUCUUCAGGAGCCUUCUGCGGAGUGUCACGGAUGUUCUCAAAAGCGAAGAUUUGUGUUUCAGCUUGAUCAAAUCCAGUGAGAUGCCAAUGAGGAGCAGCGAAACGGUGCGGGCCUGCACUCCCGCUUCGACUCAGAACUCCAGCUGUGCCAUGCUGACCAAUUCGUCCUUCAGUGAGAAUGAGUGUGUGAUGAACAUCAUGAGGGAUUUGGCCUACUACCAGACCGCGAUUGACACGUACCUCCAGUCCCCACUCCACAAACCUGAGAAGGAAAAAACACUUCUGGGUCCGACUCUGGGAGUCAUUCAGGACCUGAGGAAGAACUGCUCCUUGGUGGAAACAGGAGAGCACAACUCUUUUGAGGACGCACCCGGUCGGUGGGAAAGCGACUCCUUCAAGAACCGACAGAAGAUGUGUAAGAUGAUGAGAGGCUUCCACGUUCGCGCCAUCACCAUCAACCGAGCCGUGGGCUACAUCUCCUCAGGGGACCACAGGAAGUAGACGAGCCGAAGCUUCAUCAGCAUCGGCGUCGAUCCCAUCUUCCUUCCAUAUGAUUUACUGCGCCAAACCCGUAACACUGUUGUCACAAGCUACUGAACGUGUGGUGCUUACCGCCAAACGAAGCUGCUCAGGCAUAAGCUAUCCGUGCGGACCCUCUUUCUCUUUGUAAGAGCCAAGGGUCCGCCAGUCUGUCACUAAGAGUAGUAAUGGUCAUAUUGGCCUGGUUAAAGUCUUGGAAUGUAUUCCAGUAUUCGAUUUUAUUUAUUUAUUUAUUAUUUAUUUGUAUUAACUUAAUAAUUUAUUUGAUCUGAAA